This is a messenger RNA of Mustela lutreola (European mink), 1342 nucleotides long. RefSeq names its product sushi domain containing 6 (gene SUSD6). The transcript has 6 exons. NCBI's taxonomy places the organism in Eukaryota, Metazoa, Chordata, Mammalia, Carnivora, Mustelidae. The record is from RefSeq and is a predicted model, not a curated record. Bases 349 to 1260 code for a protein of 303 amino acids.
GCCGUCGCCGCUACCGCCGCCGCCGCCGUCGCCGCUACCGCCGCCGCAGCCGCCGCCGCGUUCCAUUCUCUAAGCCGGCGACAGCCUCGCCCCCCGCCUCCCGCCGCUUCCUCCUGCAGCACUGGCCAGCGCCAGCCAGACAAGGGCACUCAGGGCCUCGCCUAGACCCGAGAGGGUUGCGGGCGCGCGCAGGCGGCAGAGCGGAUCCCAGCGCCGCGGAAGCUUCGAGCGCCCCCCCUCGCGGAGGUCGCCGCGCGGUUCCCCGGGUAAAUCUACCCGUGGCUGACUUUAGAAUUCUUACUUCUGGCUUUAAAAUUUUUUUUUUUAAAUACCUUGGACGGAUAAAAGAUGUGCCAUGGCAGGAUAGCACCAAAGAGCACUGCAGCGUUGGCCGUGGCCUCCGUGGGACAUGGAGUGUUCCUUCCGCUGGUGAUCCUUAGUACCCUCCUUGGAGAGAGCCUUGCCUCAGUGUGUUCGCUGCCCCCAGAGCCAGAGAAUGGUGGCUACAUCUGCCACCCCCGGCCUUGCAGAGACCCCCUGAACGCGGGCAGCGUCAUUGAGUACCUGUGUGCCGAAGGCUACAUGUUGAAAGGCGACUACAAGUACCUGACCUGUAAGAAUGGAGAGUGGAAGCCAGCCAUGGAGAUCAGCUGCCGUCUCAACGAAGACAAAGAUGCCCACACGUCCCUGGGGGUCCCCACACUAUCCAUAGUGGCUUCCACUGCCAGCUCCGUGGCGCUUAUUCUCCUCCUCGUGGUGCUGUUUGUGCUACUGCAGCCGAAGCUGAAGUCGUUCCAUCACAGCAGGCGCGACCAGGGAGUAUCUGGCGACCAGGUGUCCAUCAUGGUGGAUGGAGUCCAGGUUGCGCUCCCGUCCUAUGAGGAAGCUGUGUAUGGCAGUUCCGGUCACUGUGUGCCACCUGCUGACCCCAGGGUGCAGAUCGUGCUGUCAGAAGGGUCUGGGCCCAGUGGGAGGAACGGGCCAAGGGAGCCGCAGUUGCAGGACCAGGGGGCCUGUUCCUCUGCCGGUGGAGAGGAGGAGGCCCCGGGCCAGUCUGGACUGUGUGAAGCCUGGGGUUCUCAAGGCUCUGAGACUGUGAUGGUGCAUCAGGCGACCACCUCUUCCUGGGUGGCCGGCUCAGGGAACAGCCGAGCGGCAUACAAAGAAGCCCCAGAUUCAGAGAACAGUGACAUACAAAGCCUUUUAUCCCUCACAUCGGAGGACUACACAGAUGAUAUCCCACUGUUGAAAGAAGCAUGAGCGCUGCCAUGGGCCUCUCCUCUCUGCGACGGUCCUCUCUGCCCUUCGUCCCUCUCCCUGUGGGUUUGAGCACCCUGUACUC